GUACACUAAUUGGGAUUUCUAUAUCGGCGUUUUGAGCAAUAUUUGUGAUAUUGAUUAUGAAGAUACAGACCAAACAUCUAAAAUAAACUAAUUUGAUUAUUUAUUAUGCAUCCAAGUUCGUGUAACUUCAAUUAAAUGGCCUAUAGACACCCUGGUGUUUAUAAAUGUGUUACUGAUUUGGUCCCUUCAUGUGGUUGUGCGGUGGAGAUCCCCAUUCUAAGAUUGCAACAGUAUUUUUUUGUGUUUUUGACCAAAAGCCUUACAUACGUCACUCUUCUGAGCAAACACUGCUCAGAAAACAGAAGUGAGAAGUUGAAUCCACCAGCAAAGGACUCAGAAAGGCAACACUUUAUAGUCGCUGCUUUUGCCAUUGACACGUACCGUAAAGUAACCAGCAUGGAUGAUAUUGAUUAUGUUGAAUAUGGGGAUUACACCCCAAGCAAUGACACAGAGAUCUACAGCAACCUAACUCACCUAGUGACUUUCAGUACCUCUCAGUCUUCUCUGACUUAUGUCCUAGUCGCAGCCAAUAUCAUUAUUUCUGUUGCUGGGCUUGGAGGAAAUUCCUUAGUGAUCUGGAUCUGUGGAUGGAAAAUGAAAACAACGGUCAUCACCACCUGGUACAUCAGUUUGGCCAUUUCAGACCUUUUGUUCUGUGUCUUUCUGCCACUCGACGUGUUCUACAUGUUAACCUCGAACUGGCCUUUCGGACAGAUCUUGUGCAAGCUCUCCUCCUCCGCCCUGUUUCUCAACAUGUACAGCAGCGUAUUCCUGUUGGUUCUAAUCAGUGCCGAUCGCUGUGUGAUGGCCUUAUUCCCUGUGUGGUCACACAACCAUCGAAGGGUGCCCAAAGCUUUCAGAGUCAUCGUCCUCAUGUGGAUCCUCUCUGCUCUGCUAACGUUGCCCUCGCUGAUCUUCAGAAAAACCACGGUCCACGGCUCGGUCACUCAGUGCCACACAGAUUACGGGGGCCAUUCCAAACACAAGGCGGUGGCGCUGACUCGGUUCAUCUGCGGGUUCCUGAUCCCGUUCCAAAUUAUUGUGUCCUGCAGCCUGGUGCUCGGUGUGAAACUGAAAAGUUUGACCAUCAAGUCAACAAAGCCUUACAAAGUCAUGGCAGCGCUCAUCUUGUCGUUUUUCUUCUGCUGGGUGCCCUAUCAUACCUUUGUCCUGCUGGAGCUAGACCUGAAGAACCACAGUGUGGAAGUGCAGAAAACUGGGCUGAGAGUGGGAACCACGCUGGCUGCAGCCAACAGCUUCAUAUCCCCACUUCUCUAUGUGUUCAUUGGAAAUGACUUCAAACGAACCCUGAAGCGGUCUUUGACGUCAGGGAUUGAGGAGGCGAUGGCUGAGGACAUCCGUACAGGCGGUCUCAGUCACUCAAAGUGCAAGUCAAUGGAGGUUAUAUGAAAUUAAGUUCAAAUUUUUAGCAUUAACGCAAAAGAGUACAUGAACUUUGAUUAGAAGCACAGGUGGCCUUGGACGUGUUUAAUCACAAUGUAUUCUGUAGGCGAUUUGUAUAUUGUGUAUAUACAUGUAUGCAUUAAUGAUGUAUUUAUCAUGAUCUUAAAACCUUAUGGAUCACAGUUACUCACUGAGGCUAUAAGCUAUUGAUUUACUGUGUCUUUCAAUGUAAAAGGAAAAUCUUUAUUCUCCUAUUUGUUGUAUUUAGAUGUUUUUGUAUGUAUGGAAAACUUUCUCUGAUGUUGUUCUUAUGCUUCUUUCAAAUUAUGCCUCAUGUGAAGCAUUUUGAAUGUAAUUAAAUGCAUUAUAUUCAGUUAUUUAGAGCAAACUGUGAUGACUGAAAUAUUGAGAACCAACAUUUUGUUUUUUUACAUUUUGUUCAUAAUAAAAUUGUAUAAAGGAAACUAAACAAAUCAUAUGAAGUAAUUAAAUUAUUGUAAUUUUGUUUUGUAAAGUUCUUCAGUUUCCAAUGAUCACCCUACUAGUAAGCUGUACUGCUGUAAAUAUAAUUGUGCUUGUUCUAGUGUCAUUCUAAUAAAGUAAUAUUUAGCCUGA
Messenger RNA from Acanthochromis polyacanthus (spiny chromis), 2019 nucleotides. RefSeq names its product chemerin-like receptor 1. The coding region runs from base 136 to 1410 and encodes 424 amino acids. The transcript is spliced from 2 exons. Gene Ontology annotation, molecular function: complement receptor activity; G protein-coupled receptor activity. The record is from RefSeq and is a predicted model, not a curated record. Gene Ontology annotation, biological process: positive regulation of cytosolic calcium ion concentration; phospholipase C-activating G protein-coupled receptor signaling pathway; regulation of calcium-mediated signaling. NCBI's taxonomy places the organism in Eukaryota, Metazoa, Chordata, Actinopteri, Pomacentridae. Gene Ontology annotation, cellular component: plasma membrane.